AUGCCACCAAAUGGACCACAAAUGCCAAUGAAGCAGUUUGAUCAAGAUAUGUCACAGAAAAUGCAGAAUAUGAACUUGAAUGGUCCUCAAGGGAUACCCUCCUCACAGCUGCCACCUGGUCAAUAUUCGCCUGCAAAUUUUGCACCCGGUCAGUUGCCUCAGGGCAUGAGGCCGCCUGUUUCAAUGGCAAAUAGACCCCCUGUUAGUGGGGCUUCCCAAUUUCAACCUCAAAUGCAGCCGUCUUCUUCGACUCCCGGACCCACUUCGACAUCUCAAUCUCAAGGGUUUAGCCAGAUGCCUGGCCAGGAUCAAAACAGGCAGUACCAAGGGCCCCCAAAUUCUAUGUCUAUGUUACAAGGGCCACAGAAGCCUACCAUUUCUCAAUCCGGCCCCCCAACAGGACAGGGUCCUCCAAUGCAAAUGUCUCAGGUGCCUCCUCAUUCUCAACCCGUGCUUCCACUGCAACCCAGUAUGAUGCCAAGGCCACAGGGCCCAUCGGACCAAUCAAAACCACCUGGGCAGCAGCAAUCACUUAUGGGUGGGUUUCAAUCGGGUAUGCCAUUACAACCUAGUCAACCAGGUUUCCUACCCCAUCAGGGAUUACAACCUCCGUCAAGUCAACCCCCGUCAAGUCAACCCAGUGCAGGUGUUCCCUCGCAACAAAAUGCUCAGCAACAGCAAAUGCGUCAACCGAGUAUGCCUGCGCAGGGUCCUCAGCAACCGGGAACUGGUUUUCAGGGACAACCCCGCGGUCCAAUGUCUGGAAUGCCGCCUCCAUCUGGAACCGUACCCGGUCCAACAGGUCAGCCCCAGAUGGGUCCUGGACAAAUACCCCACUCUCAAGCUGGUCUUCCACCGCAACCCGGUAUGCCCCCUCAGCAAAUUCCUUCCUCUCAGUCCCAAUUUCCGUCCAUGCCUGGCCUACCACAUAUGCCACCGCCACUUUCGCAACAAAGGCAGCAACCAGGGUCAUUCCCAGCAGGACCCCCCGGAACUUAUGGCAUGCCUCCAAUGCCUGGGCAACAAUCAAUGCAAAGUCAGCAACAAAUGCCAGGACAACCGCCAAUGCCAGGUCAAUCACCAAUGCCAGGUCAACCACCAAUGCCAGGUCAACCACCAAUGCCAGGUCAACCACCAAUGCCAGGUCAACCACCAAUGCCAGGUCAACCACCAAUGCAAGGCCAGCUACAAAUGCCUGGCCAAAUGCCAAUGGCUGGUCAACAACCAAUGCCCGGCCAACCACCAAUGCAAGGCCAGCUACAAAUGCCAGGCCAACCACCAAUGCCGGGCCAAAUGCCAAUGCCUGGCCAACCACCAAUGCCUGGCCAACCACCAAUGCCUGGCCAACAACCAAUGCCAGGCCAGCCACCCAUGCCAGGACAACCUCAUGGAUACCAGCAACAACCUGGCUAUCCACCAUUCCCUGCACAGCAACCAAGUUAUCCUGGUCAACAAUUCCCCCAACCGCAACAGAGACGUCUUGACCCUGAUCAGAUGCCAAGUCCGAUCCAAGUGAUGGCGGACGAUCAGCAGAAUCGCGGUGGUGUUUUCGUCACCAACGAGAAGGGCCUGGUGCCACCGCUUGUCACUACAGACUUCAUUGUGGACGACAAGGGCAAUUCAAGUCCGCGAUAUAUCCGAAGUUCAAUGUACAGUGUGCCAGUAACCGCUGACCUACUUAAGCAGACAUCAAUGCCAUUCUGUUUAGUUAUUUCUCCUAUGGCUGAGACAGUGGGGCCAGAACAGGAGCCCCCUCUGCUGGACUUUGCUGCCCUGACGGGGUCUCCGACCAUGGGCCCGGUCCGCUGCAGCCGCUGCAAGGCCUACAUGUGCCCCAACAUGAAGUUCAUUGACGCCGGCAGGCAUUUCAAGUGUGCUUUCUGCAAGGCCACCACAGAAGUUCCGAUGGAAUACACACAGUAUAUAAACAGCAUGCAACAGUACGGCCGUGUCCCAGCUGAAAUGGCGCUUGGCACUUACGAAAUCGUUGCCACCAAGGAGUAUUGUAGGAACAACAAGCUGCCGAAUCCACCCGCAAUAGUGUUCGUCAUCGACGUCUCGUAUAAUGCUAUCAAGAAUGGCCUUGUGCAGACGGUGUGCGACAACAUAAUGGACUUUAUUGAGGCUAUGCCGAAAGACGAGCAGACCGGGCAGAGCUGGACGCGAGUGGGCUUCAUCACUUACAGUUCGACAGUGCAUUUCUACAAUAUCAAGGGCACCCUGGCCCAGCCGCAGAUGCUGUCGGUGGGCGACGUGGGCGACGUGUUCGUGCCGCUGCUCGAGGGGUUCCUGGCGCUGCCCGAGGAGAGCGGGCCCGUGCUGGCCGCUCUGCUGCAGCAGCUGCCGGCCAACUUCAAGGACAACAAGGAGACGGAGACGGUGCUGCUGCCCGCCGUGCAGGCUGGCCUAGAGGCGUUGAAAGCGGCUGACACGUCCGGCCAGCUGCUGGUGUUCCACACGACGCUGCCCACGUACAACGCGCCCGGCAAGCUCAUCAACCGCGAGGACAGGAAGCUGCUCGGAACGGACAAGGAGAGGCAGAUACUCAUGCCGCAGACGACCGCGUACAACGAGCUGGGGCAGGCGUGCUCCGGCGCGGGCGUGUGCGUGGACAUGUUCGUGUGCAACAACGCGUACGUGGACGCGGCCACCAUCGGCCAGCUGCCGAGGCUCACCGGCGGCCAGCUCUACAAGUACACCUACUUCAACGCGGAGACGGACGGCGCGCGGCUGGCGUGGGACGUGCGGCGCGCGGUGUCGCGCGGCGUGGCGCACGACGCGGUGAUGCGCGCGGAGACGGACGGCGCGCGGCUGGCGUGGGACGUGCGGCGCGCGGUGUCGCGCGGCGUGGCGCACGACGCGGUGAUGCGCGUGCGCACCUCGACGGGCGUGCGCGCCACCGACUUCUUCGGACACUUCUUCAUGUCCAACACCACGGACGUCGAGCUCGCCGCCAUAGAUUCCGACAAGGCCAUCGGCGUCGAGGUCAAGCACGACGACAAGCUGACCGGCGAGGACGGCGUCUACAUCCAGGCCGCGCUGCUCUACACGCGCCGCUGCGGCCAGCGGAGGCUGCGCGUCAUCAACCUGGCCCUCAACGUGGCCCACCAGCUCGCCGACGUGUACAGGAGCGCAGAGCUGGACACCAUGAUAGCAUUCUUCGCCAAGCAAGGGGUGUGGGCGCUGCGCGAGGCGCCGCCGCGGCAGGUGCGCGAGAUGCUCUCCGCGCGGUGCGCGCGCUCUCUGGCCGCGUACCGGCGCCACUGCGCCUCGCCCUCCUCCGCCGGCCAGCUGGUGCUGCCCGAGUCGAUGAAGCUGCUGCCGCUCUACACCAGCUGCCUGCUGCGCUCGGACGCGAUCGCCGGCGGGCCGGACGUGACGUGCGACGAGCGGUCGUGCGCGAUGUACCGCGCGCUGAGCGCCGACGUGGCGCAGUCGCUGGCCUACACGUACCCGCGGCUGCUGCCGCUGCUGCCGCUGCAGGCGGGCGAGGGCCCGCAGCCGCAGCCGCUGCGCGCCUCCAUCGACAAGAUGAGCGACCAGGGCGUCUACCUGCUGGAGAACGGCGUGCACAUCCUGAUCUGGGUGGGCUCGCUGGCGCCGGGCGAGUUCGUGCGCGACGUGUUCGGCGUGGCGUCGCCGCAGCAGGUGGACGCGCAGGUGUGCGAGCUGCCCGAGCUGGACACGCCGGCCGGCCGCGCCGUGCGGGCGCUCGUCGACCAGGUGCGCCUGAAGAGGCGCUGCGCGAUGCGGCUGCAAGUGCUGCACCAAUACGACAAGAGCGAGGCGCAGUUCCGUCGGCUGCUGGUGGAGGACAGUGGCCCGGAUGGCAGCGCUUCGUAUGUGGACAACCUCAUGGCGAUCCACAAACUCGUGCAGAAGAUGCUA
Messenger RNA from Iphiclides podalirius (scarce swallowtail), 3888 nucleotides. Lineage: Eukaryota; Metazoa; Arthropoda; Insecta; Lepidoptera; Papilionidae. The record is from the annotation of a GenBank genome assembly.